This is a messenger RNA of Drosophila persimilis, 918 nucleotides long. RefSeq names its product carbonic anhydrase 6. Gene Ontology annotation, molecular function: carbonate dehydratase activity; zinc ion binding. The record is from RefSeq and is a predicted model, not a curated record. The transcript has 4 exons. Bases 1 to 918 code for a protein of 305 amino acids. Lineage: Eukaryota; Metazoa; Arthropoda; Insecta; Diptera; Drosophilidae. Gene Ontology annotation, cellular component: cytoplasm.
AUGACGUUCGUGGUGAUUGUGAUGCUGGCAGUUCAACUGGCAUUUGUGGCAGCGCAAGAGAAUUGGCUGGAUUUAGAACACUCUAUUAAAGGGAAAUUUUCUCAACAUGAUUGGCUGGAUGUUUGUAGAACUGGCAACAAGCAGAGUCCGAUCGAGCUGAACGAGGCAUAUACCAUACCCCUAACAACAGAGCUCCAUAUUGUCAACGAAUCAAUGGAGCAGCCGCAUCUGGCCCUGCUCUACAACGGAUAUGUGGUUAUUAUGCACAACUUCACGCACAGGAUUCGGCUGAGUGGCCGCAAGGAGUUCAGGGAUCUGAGCUAUGUGGCCGAGCAGAUCCACUUCCAUUGUGGGGCCGAGCAUUUACUGGAGCGUGAGCGCCAUGACAUGGAGGUUCAGAUCGUAUUCCGCAACGAGUCGGCGGCCAGUCUGAAAGAGGCCCUGAACCAGACGAAGGGGCUGGUUAUUGUAAGCAUCGUCUUUGCGGUCUCCAAUGUGCCCAGCCGGGCCAUUGCCGCCAUUGUGGAUACGCUGCGCGGUCAGCCUAUCGUGGAUGAGGCCACAUGGAGGGUCAAUGAAAUGAACUCGAUAUUCCUCAUGAGGGAGCUAUACGGUGAAAUAGGAGCGUACUAUCAGUAUCACGGAUCCUCGACAGUGCCCGGAUGCAUCGAGAAUGUCGAGUGGAUCGUCAAGGCCAGUGUGCAGAGCUUAUCACGGGAUCAGAUGGACACCCUGUGCAAUGUGGGAGAAGGCUCUAGUUUGGCACGGGCCCACAUGAGCUAUCGACAGCUGCAGAACUCCAAUUCGCGACGGGUUUUCUACUUUAAAGAAAGCCACGCCGACAAUAUACGUGUGUUCUGGACUAGAGCCCGGUUUAUUUAUACAUUUUUGUAUGGCGUCACUAUUUUGUAUUCUUGA